Molecule: messenger RNA, 2265 nt
Organism: Penicillium coprophilum
Lineage: Eukaryota; Fungi; Ascomycota; Eurotiomycetes; Eurotiales; Aspergillaceae
Exons: 7
Coding region: 1-2265 (754 amino acids)
Biological process (GO): microtubule-based movement
Cellular component (GO): nucleus; microtubule; kinesin complex
Molecular function (GO): microtubule motor activity; ATP binding; microtubule binding
Source: RefSeq, a predicted model, not a curated record
AUGCCGAUCAAACAGCCCCAGGCAUCACUGUUCCAAGUGUACCUCCGGUUACGGCCGCCGAUGGCCCAAAAACCCAAUGAAACCGACCGAUUUUUGAACGUUGAGCCGCCAGAGGCUUCACAGGAGGAAACAGAGAUUGUCACACCGGGAUCAACCCACAUUACUCUUCAACCGCCAAAUGACAUGAGAAAGCGCGCCGUCGAGAGAUUUGGUUUCACAAAGGUCUUCGAGGAGGCUGCCUCCCAACUAGAUGUUUUCCAUGACACUGGUAUGGAACCUAUCAUACGUGGAGUUCUGAAGGAGAACAGAGAUGGGCUAGUCGCUACUCUGGGAGUGACAGGCAGCGGAAAGAGUCACACGAUUCUAGGAUCCAAAACCGAACGAGGAAUGACCCAAAUGGCACUUGACGUUAUAUUCCGCUCCCUAGAGCCAACAAUCAAGACCGAAGAUAGCAGCAUUACCCCUGUAAUGCUUGCCUCACUGGCUGCCGCGGACGCUUCAGAAGCGCAACUGUUCUCCGCCCAGACGUUCUUGGAAGCUGUAUAUGGCGAGCCAAACGGACGAACGUCGAGAGCGCAAACACCCAUGAGUCCGUCUCGUGCCAAUACUCCUUUGAUGAUCUCGACUGAGUCCUCUGGAUGGAUCACUCCAGGGUUUUCUAAUCCUAUCCCCUACACCCACACCAAUCUAUUUGAGCCCAAAUCAGCUAAAUCUCGUCUUUAUGUCAUUAAGGAACCGACCCCUGCCUUGAAUUUCCCCCGCCGUCACGUACGUGAACGACCAUGCGCCCUUCCUAGGCUGCCCGAUAUGAGCCACCUCACUGUGGAUUUGGAUUCAAAUGCCGACUAUGUCGUUUUGGUGUCAAUGUAUGAGGUAUACAAUGACCGAAUUUUCGAUCUUCUAUCUCCAUCUAUCGUCUCAGGUCAGGGUAAUAUGUCUCGCGGAAAUAAUCAAAAAGAUCGACGACGUCCCUUGCUGUUCAAGCCUACCGAGGGCUCACCAGAUCGAAAACUGGUUGCUGGGCUGCGCAAGAUCGCUUGCAGCAGCUACGAGGAAGCACUCGCUAUUUUGGAUGUUGGUUUAACCGAACGCAAGGUAACUGGUACCGGAAUGAAUAGCGUUAGCUCUCGAAGCCAUGGUUUCUUUUCCUUAGAAGUCAAGAAGCGGACAUACGCAAAGCGAACCGGAGAAUACAGUUGGGCUGGAAACGCCCUCACUGUUGUGGAUCUUGCUGGCUCCGAGCGUGCGAGAACGGCAAAGACAGCGGGUGCUACACUGGCUGAGGCCGGCAAGAUCAACGAAAGCUUGAUGUAUCUUGGCCAAUGCCUUCAGAUGCAAAGUAACAUACAGGAUGGAAUGAAGACUACUCUCGUUCCUUACCGGCAGUGCAAGUUGACCGAGCUUCUGUUUUCAAAUUCAUUCCCAUCGUCUCAUCAGAUGUCCAGAGGCCAAUAUCCCCAAAAGGCUAUAAUGAUAGUCACGGCUGACCCUCUGGGUGAUUUUAACGCCACAUCCCAAAUUUUGCGUUAUUCCGCAUUGGCUCGUGAGGUUACUGUUCCUAGAGUUCCCUCGGUGUGUGAAUCUAUAUUGUCUGUCGCCUCUGGCAGUCACCGUUCAGUCAGUGGCUGCACUUCGCCCAACUUUGAUUCAACCGAAGAGCUCCAGAGAGCUACUGCCGAGAUUACGCGCCUCACACGCGAUUGCCACGGCCUUGCUGUCAAGCUAGCCGAAGAAGAGAUUGCACGGGCUGAUGUUGAAAUGAGAUUAAGAGCUGCCGAAGAAAGAUGUCUCAUGAUUGAGCAGGAUGUGCGAGAAGAAUGCUGGGCAGAGAUGGAUGAGAAAACGGAAGAAGAAAGGCGACGCUGGCAGAGGGCUUGGGACGAGCAGAUUGGUCGCAAUGACGAACACAUCGACAAGAAGGUUGAGCUCGUAUCCCGUGGAUUCCAAAUCUUUGAAGAUUCCGGAUCAAACGAACGAGUGGAAGAGCUUGAGCAAGAAAAUGACCAGCUUCGCCGCAAACUUGCUGCACUUGAACGGGAGAUGCACAAUCAAUCCCCGAUAAGAAAGCAUAGAUCCAAGAAUGCCACGCCUGCACGGGCUAAUCUCGGCCGCGAGAGCGAUAUUGAGAAUGCGUUGCAACGCAUGGAUCAAUUGAAGCUCGCAGAUACCAUAUUUGCUCCUCCGUCGCCAGGAGCCUCGCCUAUCAAGAAGACGAGAAAGAUGGGAACCCGGAAAUGGGACCUCGCCCCAGAGGACCAGAUCUAA